AUGUCGAGCGGGGAUCGACCCCCUUGGCUGAAGAAGCUGAAGCGAAUCAUCGGACGCCGCCUCCGCUCGGGAAGCCUCAGCACCAAGGCCGCGCGCCAACUCUGCGACGAGGUGCUCCCAUCGAUCCAAAGGCAUUCCCCGCCGCCGGCCGUUUCGGCAGCGGUGGACGUGUGGAGGUCCGACCGCCGCCCUUCCUGGGAGCUGGAGCAGUUCAUCGGGAAGUGUUACCGAUCGGGGACCUCGGCCCCGAGGACGCACUCGAUCUAUUCGAUGAAUUGCUUCCUCAAGCGAGGCCCGGCUCCGUUAAUUGCCCUCACCCAGCUCCUCACCGUCGUCGCUCGCGCCUCGGUCUCCUCCACCGUGCGCGACGGCCCUGUGCUCGCCGUUUCCCUGUUCAAUCGCAUGGCCAGAGCGGGCGGCAAGAAGGUGGCUCCAGAUGCUGCUACCUACACCACCCUCAUCAGCUGCUAUUGCCAAGCGGGUUGCUUGAACCUUGGCUUCGCUGCAUUGGGCCAAAUCAUUAAGACGGGGCUGAGAGCAGAUGCCGUCAUCUUCACGCCCCUGCUCAGGACCCUCUGUGCUGAGAAGAGGACGAGUGAUGCAGUGAAUAUUGUGCUCCAACGGAUGCCUGAGCUCGGCUACACCCCCAAUGUCUUCUCCUACACCACACUUCUCAAAGGGCUAUGUGAUGAGAAGAAAUGUGAAGAGGCUGUCGAACUUAUCCACAUGAUGGCUGAGGAUGACAACUGCCCACCUAAUGCAGUGUCCUAA
This is a messenger RNA of Miscanthus lutarioriparius, 771 nucleotides long. The record is from the annotation of a GenBank genome assembly. NCBI's taxonomy places the organism in Eukaryota, Viridiplantae, Streptophyta, Magnoliopsida, Poales, Poaceae.